CUGUGUGUGGGACUAGGGGCCCCGGGGGCGGCGGGGGCUCCCGGCGGGGGGCGGCGGUGGGUCGGGAGGGCCUGGACAUGGCGCUGAGGGGCCGCCCCGCGGGAAGAUGAAUAAGGGCUGGCUGGAGCUGGAGAGCGACCCUGGCCUCUUCACCCUCCUGGUGGAAGAUUUCGGUGUCAAAGGGGUGCAGGUGGAGGAGAUCUAUGACCUUCAGAGCAAAUGCCAGGGCCCCGUGUAUGGAUUCAUCUUCCUGUUCAAAUGGAUCGAAGAGCGCCGAUCCCGUCGCAAGGUCUCUACCUUGGUGGAUGAUACAUCUGUGAUUGAUGAUGAUAUUGUGAAUAACAUGUUCUUUGCCCACCAGCUGAUCCCCAACUCUUGUGCCACUCAUGCCCUGCUGAGCGUGCUCCUGAACUGCAGCAGUGUGGACCUGGGGCCCACCCUGAGUCGCAUGAAGGACUUCACCAAAGGCUUCAGCCCUGAGAGCAAAGGAUAUGCGAUUGGUAAUGCUCCAGAGUUGGCCAAGGCACAUAAUAGCCAUGCCAGGCCUGAGCCACGUCAUCUCCCCGAGAAGCAGAAUGGCCUUAGUGCCGUGCGGACCAUGGAGGCAUUCCACUUUGUCAGCUAUGUGCCUAUCACAGGCCGGCUUUUUGAGCUGGAUGGGCUGAAGGUUUACCCCAUUGACCAUGGGCCUUGGGGGGAGGAUGAGGAGUGGACAGACAAGGCCCGGAGGGUCAUCAUGGAGCGUAUCGGCCUCGCCACUGCAGGGGAGCCCUACCAUGACAUCCGCUUCAACCUGAUGGCGGUGGUGCCCGACCGCAGGAUCAAGUAUGAGGCCAGGCUGCACGUUCUGAAGGUGAACCGUCAGACAGUACUGGAGGCCCUGCAGCAGCUGAUUAGGGUAACGCAGCCAGAGCUGAUUCAGACCCACAAGUCUCAAGAGUCACAGUUGCCUGAAGAGACCAAACCAGUCAGCAGCAAGUCCCCUCUGGCCCUGGAAACAAGCAGGGCCCCAGCGGCCUCUGAGGGCACCCACACAGAUGGUGCGGAGGAGGUGGCUGGUUCGUGCCCACAAGCCCCGACCCACAGCCCUCCCAGCAAACCCAAGCUGGCGGUGAAGCCUCCAGGGAGCAGCAUCAAUGGUGUUCCCCCAAACCCCACUCCUAUCGUCCAGCGGCUGCCAGCCUUUCUGGACAAUCACAACUAUGCCAAGUCCCCCAUGCAGGAGGAGGAAGACCUGGCAGCAGGUGUGGGCCGCAGCCGAGUUCCAGUCCGCCCACCCCAGCAGUACUCAGACGACGAGGACGACUACGAGGACGAUGAGGAGGAUGACGUGCAGAACACCAACUCCGCCAUCAGGUAUAAGCGAAAGGGGCCGGGGAAACCAGGGCCAUUGAGUGGCUCUGGGGAUGGGCAGCUGUCGGUGCUGCAGCCCAACACCAUCAACGUCUUGGCCGAGAAGCUCAAAGAGUCCCAGAAAGACCUCUCAAUUCCUCUGUCCAUCAAGACAAGCAGCGGGGCCGGGAGUCCGGCUGUGGUAGUGCCCACACACUCACAGCCCUCGCCCACCCCCAGCAAUGAGAGCACUGACACAGCUUCUGAGAUCGGCAGCGCUUUCAAUUCGCCACUACGCUCGCCCAUCCGCUCGGCCAACCCCACGCGGCCUUCUAGCCCGGUCACCUCCCACAUCUCCAAGGUGCUUUUUGGAGAGGACGACAGCCUGCUGCGUGUUGACUGCAUACGCUACAAUCGUGCUGUACGUGACCUGGGUCCUGUCAUCAGCACGGGCCUGCUGCACCUGGCUGAGGACGGUGUACUGAGUCCUCUGGCGCUGACAGAGAGUGGGAAGGGUUCCUCACCUUCCAUCAGACCGAGCCAAGGCAGCCAGGGGUCUGGUAGCCCAGAGGAGAAAGAGGUGGUGGAGGCUGUGGAUAGCAGAGAGAAGCCUGGGCUGGUCAGGCCUAGUGAGCCCUUGAGCGGGGAGAAGUACUCACCCAAGGAGCUGCUGGCACUGCUGAAGUGUGUGGAGGCUGAGAUCGCAAACUAUGAGGCCUGCCUCAAGGAGGAGGUGGAGAAGAGGAAGAAGUUCAAGGUGGGCCCUCUCUCCAGCUGCCUGGUCCUCUGCCCUCCUGUCUUCCCAGAGAUCGACGACCAGAGAAGGACACACAACUACGAUGAGUUCAUCUGCACCUUCAUCUCCAUGCUGGCUCAGGAAGGCAUGCUGGCCAACCUGGUGGAGCAGAACAUCUCGGUGCGGCGGCGCCAGGGGGUCAGCAUUGGCCGACUCCACAAGCAGCGGAAGCCUGACCGGCGGAAACGCUCACGCCCCUACAAGGCCAAGCGCCAGUGAGGGCUGCUGGCCCUGACCCUGCUGCUCACUCUUGCCACACGGCCCUCACCAGGGCCCUCCCCUGCCCCACUCCCCCUCUUCCCAGUAUUACCGAAUAGUUCCAGUCAGAGAGCCCAGACCCUGGGAAUAGGAGCCAGGCCCUGGGAAUAGGA
Mesoplodon densirostris (Blainville's beaked whale) is the source of this 2499-nucleotide messenger RNA. RefSeq names its product BRCA1 associated protein 1 (gene BAP1). The record is from RefSeq and is a predicted model, not a curated record. Gene Ontology annotation, molecular function: cysteine-type deubiquitinase activity. Gene Ontology annotation, cellular component: cytoplasm. Bases 107 to 2347 code for a protein of 746 amino acids. The transcript has 17 exons. Gene Ontology annotation, biological process: ubiquitin-dependent protein catabolic process; protein deubiquitination. NCBI's taxonomy places the organism in Eukaryota, Metazoa, Chordata, Mammalia, Artiodactyla, Ziphiidae.